Lucilia sericata (common green bottle fly) is the source of this 3527-nucleotide messenger RNA. RefSeq names its product actin-binding LIM protein 1 (gene Unc-115a). Gene Ontology annotation, biological process: lamellipodium assembly; cytoskeleton organization. Lineage: Eukaryota; Metazoa; Arthropoda; Insecta; Diptera; Calliphoridae. Gene Ontology annotation, cellular component: actin cytoskeleton. The coding region runs from base 647 to 3049 and encodes 800 amino acids. The transcript is spliced from 11 exons. The record is from RefSeq and is a predicted model, not a curated record. Gene Ontology annotation, molecular function: actin filament binding.
UUCUUAUGAAAAAACGUAUAGGGUACAAAAUAAAAAAUUCUUUCUAAGUUGUUCUUGUAAACAGAAAACGCUUAAAUCUCGGUUUACACCACUAAAUUAACAGCACUGUUUUUUAUUCUCUUUAUUUGCGUUUAAUUUUUUUUUUUUUUUUGUUGGUGGAUGGAGUUUGCAGCGAGCGAGCAAGUUAACUUUUUUUAGUUUAAAAGUGGUCGUCUUGGUUGAUUGUCGUGUGCAAUUUCUGUGCGGUUAACAAUUAUAGUGACAUUCACUAAAAAAAAUACUUUUUUUUGAUAAUUGUCAUUGUGAUUUCCUGGUACUAUUUCUUUUUAUAAAUUUUUUGGUGAAGAAAUAUCUUAAAAAGAGUAAUAAAAAAAUGCAUUUAUUUUAAAAAUAAAAUUCAACAAAUUUUGAGAAAACGAGAAAAAAAAACAACGGCCAAAGUUUUCAUUAAUAAAAGUGGUUAAUAAAAAGUUAAUGGAAGUUGAAAUACAUAUAAAUAAAACGAUAAAAAUUAUAAAAAGUUAAAAAAAACGAAAUUGAAAAAAGCAAAUAAUAUAAAAAGAUUAGAAGGAAAAAGCACAAGAAGAAGAAAAUCAUUGAAAAAAAGUAACAAAAAGGGCGAAAGAAGAAGCAAAAGCAGAGUGUAAUGGGUAAACAAAAAAUCUAUUGCGCCAAAUGCGACAAAAAAUGUUCCGGUGAAGUGUUACGUGUCGCUGAUAAACAUUUUCAUAAGGCCUGUUUCCAAUGUUGUCAGUGUAAGAAAUCAUUAGCCACAGGUGGUUUCUUUACCAAAGAUGGUGCUUACUAUUGUAUACCCGAUUAUCAGCGUUUAUAUGGUACAAAAUGUGCUGCCUGUUCGAAUUAUGUGGAGGGAGAAGUGGUCUCAACAAUGGGCAAAACUUAUCACCAAAAGUGUUUCACAUGUUCCAAAUGUAAACAUCCAUUUAAAUCUGGUAGUAAGGUAACUAACACGGGUAAAGAGGUGCUUUGUGAAAAUUGUGUUGCUGGUCCCGGUGCUAUAUCACCCACACGUCAACAGCAACAACAACAGCAAGUAACCAAAGAUGGUACAGUAUCACCAACACCUGUGGCUGAGUCACCAACUCGUGCUACGGCCCAUCAACAAAUGACCACUGGUGUUUUAUCGGAUAAGGCACAUUUAAAAGAGGACUACGAUCCCAAUGAUUGUGCCGGCUGUGGAGAAUUGUUAAAGGAGGGUCAAGCAUUAGUAGCAUUAGAUCGUCAAUGGCAUGUUUGGUGCUUCCGUUGUAAAUCCUGUACUGCCGUUUUAAAUGGUGAAUAUAUGGGUAAAGACGGUGUGCCGUAUUGUGAGAAAUGUUAUCAGAAAUCCUUCGGUGUCAAGUGCGCCUACUGUAAUCGUUUUAUUAGCGGCAAAGUAUUGCAGGCGGGAGAAAAUCAUCAUUUCCAUCCAACAUGUGCUCGCUGCACCAAAUGUGGUGAUCCAUUUGGUGAUGGUGAGGAAAUGUAUUUGCAAGGCAGUGCUAUAUGGCAUCCACGUUGUGGUCCUGGACCCAAUGAAACUGGUCUAAUAUUGAAUGGAGGCAGUGGUGUUGGUGUUUCAAAUGGCAAUUUCACCGAUACCGAAUGUGACCGCAUGAGUUCGAGUGCUUUAAGUGAUAUGUACAUACGCUCCCGAACGCCGAGUUUUAAUGGUUCCGUAUAUUCCUCUAGCCGCAAGCAUUUCCGUACGGUUAGUCCUGGUUUGAUAUUACGUGAAUAUGGCCGUCAUGGCGGAGAAGAUAUUUCACGUAUCUACACCUACAGCUAUUUAACAGAUGCUCCCAAUUAUUUGCGUAAACCGAUUGAUCCAUAUGAUAAGACUCCACUCUCACCACACUUCCAUAGGCCAUCAUCAUAUGCCACUAGCAAUGCCGGUUCAGUGGCUGGCAGUCGACCACCAUCACGUCCUGGCUCGCGUACACGCAGCGCCAUGAAAGUGUUGGUGGAUGCUAUAAGUUCAGAAACACCCAGACCAAAAAGUCCUGCCAUGAACAACGAAGAACCCAUAGAAUUGUCACAUUAUCCGGGAGCCAAAAAGCCACAACCGGGUGAAAAACCCAAAAUCGAACGUGAUGAUUUUCCUGCACCGCCAUAUCCCUACACAGAUCCCGAAAGAAGACGGCGUUAUAGCGAUUCAUACAAAGGUGUACCCGUAUCGGAUGAUGAAGAAGAAACCGAAACGAAAAAUGGUGAAACAGAUUCACGUUUACAACGUGAAGCUAAAGAAUUGGAAAAAUUAAAUUCCGGCAUUGGUUCUGCUAUAGCUAAAGAUUUAAAAGAAACUGCUAAAUACCGCAAGUGGAAACAACAAAAUCUAGAUCCCAGAAAUGCAUCACGCACACCUUCAGCAUCCAAAGAACCAGUAUAUAAAUUAAGAUACGAGUCUCCUAUUGGUGCCUCACCAUCACGUAAUUUGGAUCAUCAGAAACCAUUCUACGAAGAUGAAAUGUUCGAUCGUUCAACGAGCUACAGAGGUUCACUUGGUAAAUCAUUGGGCAAUGCACCCAGUUAUAACGCUAUACAUUCCUACCGAUCACCACCAAAACCUGGAUAUGGAUUUAAAACAUCAACCUUGCCGCCGUAUAUACGCAAUGGCUAUAGUUCAGAUUUUUCAUAUGGAGGUCUUGGUGAUAAAACGCACAGUACAGAUUUAAGUUGUGGCAAAUCAGAAGCCUCAGUUGAUUCUAUAACCGAAGGUGAUAGACGCGCUUUAAUGGGUGGUGAUUUACCCGCCUCUAGCACAUAUUCGGGAGCUUUGUCUUAUCACUAUCCACAGGCUGGUUUAAUACGCCGCAGCUUGCCUAAUAUGGCCCAUUCGAUGUUGGUUCACGAGCCGGCUAAAAUUUAUCCUUAUCAUUUGCUUGUUAUCACAAACUAUCGUUUGCCUUCAGAUGUUGAUCGCUGCAAUUUAGAGCGCCAUUUAUCAGAUGUUGAAUUUGAACACAUUUUACAAUGUACCAGAGCCGAUUUCUACAGAUUCCCUCAAUGGCGACGAAAUGAAUUGAAACGACGUGUAAAACUAUUCUAAAUCAAAAGAAAUUGCUUAAAAAAACACAAACACGCGUACACACAAUAUAAUUGAGAAAUAUUAAAAGGGUUUUUAGUUUUUUUGUAAGCCUAAAAGCAGUUUUGAAAGAAAAACUGUGAAAAUUGAUACCAAAACAAAUAUAUAUUUUUUCUAAAAACUAUUUAUUUUGCAAAAACUUCUAAAAAAAAAAGCAAAACAAAAAACACGUUAAAUGUUAAAACAGCUUUAGUAAAAAAACCAACAACAACCAAAAAAUAAUAACAAAAAAAAAAAAAAUAAAAAUCUAAAAUAUUUAAACACUACCAAUACACCACAAAACAAAAAAAAAAAAAACAAAAUAAAUUUUAAUUAUAAAAGAAAUCCCUCACCCUAUAUACACCCUACUCUGAAAUCAUCACGUAUGCAGCUAGAGUUUUUAUUUAUAGAUAAAAAUUAAAAAAUUAAACACUUAAAUUGGCUUGUUUUUCCUCCAGAGAAA